AUGGCCGAGCCGGCGCGGCACCUCGCCGACGAGAUCCUGGAGGAGAUCUUCAUUCGCCUGCCCACGCCGGCCGCGCUCGCCCGCGCCUCCACCGCCAGCCCCCGUUUCCGCCGCAUCAUCACCGAGCGCCCCUUCCUCCGCCGCAUCCGCGCUCUCCAUCCGCCGCCACUCCUGGGGUUCGCCGUCGACAAGCGCGCCUUCCACCACGCGCAGGAACCUCAUCCCUCCGCCCCGCUUGCCCGAGCCCUCGCCGACGGCGCGGAUUUCUCCUACUCCUUCGUUCCCGCGCCCCAGCCCCAUCAGGAGCUGCUCAGCCCCUGGUACCACCGUGACAUCCGCGACGGCCGCGUCCUCCUCGAGCGCAGCUACCUGUUCGGCGCGGGUGCAGCCUUCCCAAACCUCGCCGUGUGCGAUCCCGUGUCACGGAGGUACGUGCUGCUCCCGUCCAUACCCGAGGAAAUGGCCGUCCAGCAAGAGCGCCUUGUCGAAUUCGGGCCCAUGCUCGGUCCCGCUGCCGAGGAUGAGGAUGAGACCUCGUUCUCGGUGAUCUGCACGGCGUGCUACAAGAGCAAGUUGGUCACAUUUGUCUUCUCUUCGGUCACCGGACAAUUGUGUGUAGCUGCAUCUCCCAGCUGGAGCUCUUUGGGCACAGCUAAGCCCACUUGGAAAGGCAUUUCCAGCUUCAGCUACUUGCGUGGCUGCUUCUACUGGGGAGCUCUCUGGCAAGACAAGUUUCUCGUGCUGGACACACGCACAAUGGAGUUUUCCACACUGAACAUUCUCACAGGCUACCAUAUGCAGCUUCUAAAUCAGCCUGGCCAGGACCCAUGCAGUCAUACCAUUGCUGGUGGUGCAAAAGGAGCGCUCGAGAUGUUUACUCCUGUCGGUGAUUACCAUUCUACCUUGCUGUAUCACACCACUCAACAAAACAACGGCGAAUCAUCCAAUGAGUGGAAGCUACAAAGGGUUAUAGCGUUGCCUCCCGAAUCACUCUAUUUUACUGUGGGUGCAACUGAGGGAUUCUUAUUCCUUCGAGGAGCUCAGUGGGUUGAUGAUUCAUAUGGGUUCUUGCCCGUCGAUUUUUAUUCUCUGGAUGUCAAGACCGCAGAACUUAAGAAGGUCUGUAGGGUAACAACACACUUUGAUCGUCCCAAUGUUGUUCACUCAUACUUUGGCUUCCCACCAUCAUUGUCCAAACCGAGUCUAUGA
Molecule: messenger RNA, 1209 nt
Organism: Triticum turgidum subsp. durum (durum wheat)
Lineage: Eukaryota; Viridiplantae; Streptophyta; Magnoliopsida; Poales; Poaceae
Source: the annotation of a GenBank genome assembly